AUCGCCUCUGCUUACAUCCCGGCAUAUCGUGGGUUACUCAAUAUGGCGCCAAUGAAUCCCGAGAGUGAAAAUGUGCGGAGUAAUAGACAAAAGGAAUAGAAACAGCGGAGUCUUGCUAGAGUCUCGGUAGCGUUGCUCCCGCUGCCAGUCCAGUGUGGAAAAAGGGCUGCCAGGCUCAAAAUGUGGGAGGAGGCGGAGAAUUCCGUGACGUUGUUGUGCCUUACCGCCAGUAGUGGCGUGCCGUUAUACUGUAGGAGCAGAGGAGGGUCUACAAAGCAGCAGUUACCCUUUUCUGUAAUUGGCUCCCUGAAUGGGGUUCAUAUGUUUGGUUCCAAUUUAGAUGUCCAGCUGAUAGCAGCCCGUACAGAGAAUACUCACGUGAUGUGGAAAGUGUUUCAUAAUAGUAUCACCCUCAUUGUGUUGUCCUCAGAAGAAGAUGCCAGUGACUUCAGUCUUGGAAGACUUCUUGAGAAUGUUUUCAAUGCCAUGGUACUAGUACUGGGCUUGGAGGAACUAACCAAUGUUCGCAACAUUGAACGUCUCAAAAAAGAUCUAAAGUCGUGUUUUAAACUGAUUGACAGUUUCCUGGAACCGGGCAAUAGCUCUGCUGAUCUGACCCAGUGUGUGGAAUGUGCUGUGAUGCCCUCCAGAGCAAUUCUGCAGGAAUGCCUAGAAGCCUUCGCCUCUGCAGCAGAAUCCCGGUUUGGUUGCUUACUUGUGGGCAGUCGUAUCUUAUGUGCAACUGAACAGUGGUGGCAACUUGCAGCCCCAGAAGCCAUGCUGCUGGUGUGGCUUGUACGUUCCCUUCCUCCACAUACUUCCCGCGAUCUGCCUGUUUACCUUCCCCAAGGCAGUCCCACGGUUCCGCACCGUUUCCUGACCUUUCAGCUUGUGCCUGAUAUGGAAAUAGUAUUGCUUUGUGGGCCUAAUCCCUCCUUACAGUGCCUGACUGAUGAGCUAGUUAAUCAAUUUUGGCAACCACUGCUGGAUCUGCUGAAGGCAACUGCCAGAGGCCCUGCCAGAUGCCUACCACCUGGCAUUGUCCUUUCUCCUGGUAUCCUGGGGUUACUGCUAAUUAAUCAAGACCAAAGGAAAAGCCUCUUUACGGUGCAACCUCAUGGGGCUUCAACUGAAGCAUCUGAAAUGUCCAUGAAGAAUCGGCUUUGUGCCCUCCGUUCUUUCUAUGCUUUAGUUACUUCCUUAUACUUUCCUUGUGAGAAGCAAGAAGAACACACAGUCCCUCUGCAGGAGGACUUUCAUGCUGGUUUUACCCAUUGUCCUCAGCACUGUUAUAUGGUCUAUACUACACACAAAGCCUAUGUUAUCCAUGGGAGGCAGCACCAGCUCUUCUUAAUCUUGAAGUCAGAUGUACCUACCUUUGCUUUACGAUCCUUAGCAACCUGCACGCUACAGGCUCUCACAGCUGAAGAUUCGGCCUUUUGAUUUAUCUUGUUGAACUCGAUGAUGAAAUUUGGACUGGCGAGCUAGAGCCUCUCAGUAUGGUUAGAAUGACAUAUUUUCAUUCAAAUGUUGUAAUGAACUUUUCUUUGUGCAAAUGAUGAUUUAGGCUGCAGAGAAGGAUUUUGAAUUUAUGGAAAUACUUUCAGAAACAGGAGAAAGUGAAUAAUUCAAUGCAAUUCAAUUCUACCCUCUUAUGUAAGUAGGAGGCAAUACAGCUAAUACAGCUGUAGGUGAUGACUAGUCUUUGGUCUCUAUUCUCCAGGUGUUUAACAUUGGUAAGAAUUUUGUCUCCCAUAAUUUAAUGAACAUUAUGCACUAACAUAAUGUUGUCUCCUAUAACUUAUUAUAUAUUAUACACUAAGAAAGGUGCUUGGGCCAGUCUUAGCCCUAACCAUGAUGUAAUUGUGUAGAAUACAGCAAUUAAUCUUGAGAACCAGUUUGAUCCAGUGGUUAAGGCACCAGACUAGAAACCAGGAGACUGCAAAUUCUAGUCUUGCCUUAGGCAUGAAAGCCAGCU
Thamnophis sirtalis is the source of this 1978-nucleotide messenger RNA. RefSeq names its product fuzzy planar cell polarity protein (gene FUZ). The record is from RefSeq and is a predicted model, not a curated record. NCBI's taxonomy places the organism in Eukaryota, Metazoa, Chordata, Lepidosauria, Squamata, Natricidae. Gene Ontology annotation, biological process: vesicle-mediated transport; non-motile cilium assembly.